CACGCCUCCUUAGCCACAGCUUAAGUUGAUCAUUCACUCAAGUCCUGGGUUUUGACUGCCAGCAGACACUUUUAAAUGAAGCCAAGCAGAUCGACGCUGAGAGAGAAAAAGAUCUGAUGCACAGAUUCUCCACGUCCAGCAGGAAACUAAACGCCACCUGUGGCACGAGUGUGAUGUGUUUAGUGUGUACACCUGAUCUCAGCAGCCGUGUGAUACUGUCCUUCACGCCGUUGAUUCUCAGCGGCCUGUAACCUGCAGAUCCUGUUUAACAGAGCCGCCUCUAUCCCCAGCAGAACACACGCAACAUAGCAGUCAAGUCAUCAAACCUGAACCAUUUGCCUUUCAAACACACACACACACACACACACACACACACACAGGUCAGAACGUUCUCAGUGAGCAGCUCUCACUCCGGAAUGGGACGGAGAGAUGGCACACUACAUGCAGUCACCGACAGGGUCACAGAGUGACGUGAAUCUGGGAGCAUCUGCGAAUCCUCAUGCCAAACCCACAGACUUCGACUUUCUCGCUGUGAUCGGAAAGGGAACGUUUGGCAAAGUGCUUCUGGCUAAACUGAAAUCCGAUGGGAAGUUUUAUGCCGUGAAGGUUCUGCAGAAAAAAGUCAUUUUAAAGAAAAAAGAGCAAAAGAAUAUAAUGGCAGAAAGAAACGUUCUGCUGAAGAGCCUGAAACACCCCUUCCUGGUCGGCCUUCAUUACUCGUUUCAGACCUCGGAGAAGCUUUAUUUCGUCCUCGACUACGUUAACGGCGGAGAGCUGUUCUUCCACCUUCAGAGAGAACGCUGUUUUUCAGAACCACGUGCACGUUUCUACGCUGCGGAAGUAGCGAGCGCCAUCGGAUACCUGCAUUCCCUCAACAUCAUUUACAGGGACCUGAAACCAGAAAACAUCCUGCUGGACGCACAGGGUCAUGUGGUGCUGACUGAUUUUGGUCUCUGUAAAGAAGGUCUAGAACCAGAAGCCACCACAACUACGUUUUGUGGAACCCCAGAGUAUCUUGCUCCAGAGGUUCUUCGGAAGGAGCCUUACGACCGCACGGUGGACUGGUGGUGCCUCGGUGCCGUGCUGUUCGAGAUGCUCUUCAGCCUUCCCCCGUUCUACCGCCGUGAUGUAGCGGAGAUGUACGACGCCAUCUUGCACAAGCCCCUGCAGAUACCUCCUGGGAAAUCAGACGCGGUGUGCCACCUGCUGGAUGGACUUCUGCAAAAAGAUCAGCGCCGGCGGUUAGGGGUCAUCGCUGACUUUCUGGAGAUUAAAAAUCACAUUUUCUUCAGCCCUAUAAAUUGGGAUGAUCUUUACCACAAACGUCUCCUUCCUCCGUACAACCCGAACGUGAGAGGCCCAGCUGACCUCCAGAACAUCGAUCCAGAGUUCACCAGGGAGAUGGUGCCCAACUCUGUGGGCCGAACUCCAGAGCUGGGCGCCAGUCUGGCCACCAGCAGCUCCAACGCCUUUAGUGGUUUCUCCUAUGUCUCCAGUGAGAACAGCUUCCUCUGAGGGAUGUCCAGACUCAAGAUUUUAUCUCCUUCUGUUCUGCUGAGCAGAUGGAAAAUUCCACUCGGAAAACACAGCGACUCGUUCUUCUACCAUCAGAUGAGCCCAAUGACCUGGAAGAAACGUUUUCGUUCUUCUCCUUGCACUGACUGCAGUUUCUUCACUGCUUUUGGUUGAAACUCAGAGCACACAUUUAAAAACACCUGCACUGAACACCGAAAUGUUUCCGAUGUUUCAGAAAUGUUCUACGUUAAGAAGUCGAGUAGAUCUUUUAUCGUGUAAGUGUUUUAGAUACGUCCUAAUGUUCCUGCUUGAAGCUUACACACUGUGAAACCCUCCAGCACUGAGAACUUCGUGCUCGCAGGAGAAACACGCCACAUUAUUAUACUGUAAUCAGGGAAAUAUUAAUCUGGUAUUGGUUUUGUUGAUGUUUUAUGAUUGGUGAAGAUCAUUUCUAGAAGGUUGUACUGAUGAUGAUGUAGCAGUAUUAAACCGUGCCGUUGGUAAACAAACA
Silurus meridionalis is the source of this 2026-nucleotide messenger RNA. RefSeq names its product serum/glucocorticoid regulated kinase 2a (gene sgk2a). The record is from RefSeq and is a predicted model, not a curated record. NCBI's taxonomy places the organism in Eukaryota, Metazoa, Chordata, Actinopteri, Siluriformes, Siluridae. Gene Ontology annotation, molecular function: protein serine/threonine kinase activity; ATP binding. The coding region runs from base 430 to 1515 and encodes 361 amino acids. The transcript is spliced from 13 exons. Gene Ontology annotation, biological process: protein phosphorylation.